UUCAAUUGCGUGCAAUCAAAUUACAACGACCUUGUUUUUUAUUGGUCACUUCAUCUAAUUGUGCCAAAUUUAUUGUAUGAGUUCAUUUCUUCAGUUUUAUUAAAUUAUUUAUCAAUUAAAAUAGAUUCUUAUAUACAAAAUAAAUAUAUCAUUCACUUAGUUGCUCUCUUAUUUUAUGGAUCAUCAUAAUGAAAAACCUGUUAAUUCAUCCAAAACAACUCAUACAGAUCAAUCUCCAUCAUCAUCAUCAUCAUCUUCAUCAUUAUCAAGAACUGUUUAUGCUCAUCGUAUACAAAAUUAUUCUCCAUUAACAUAUACAUCUAUCAAAGAAUAUUGUAAUAAUGAAAUUAAAACAUCCAUUUAUACAAUAUGGAAUUUUUUACCAAAAAUUAUUUAUGAACAAUUACAUUAUAUGUCUAAUAUAUUUUUUAUAUUAGUUGCUAUUAUACAUUUAUUUGCUGAUGGUGCCACUUCAAUUUUUGCUAUUAUUGGCCCCUUCUCAUUUGUAUUAUUAGUUACUAUAAUAAAAGAUAUAAUUUAUGAUUUAUUACGUUAUUAUCAAGAUAAACAAAUUAAUGAAAAAAAAUUUUUUAUUAUGAAAAUUAAUAUAGAAACUAAUGAAAUUUAUUGGAUAUUAAAAAAAUCUAAAUUUAUUCAUGUUGGUGAUAUUAUAUUAUGUAAAAAUAAUGAAGAAUUCCCUAGUGAUUUAAUUAUAUUAUCAACAAGUAAUUUAAAUAAUAAAUGUUAUAUAACUACAGUGAAUAUUGAUGGUGAAAAUACUAUAAAAACUCAUUAUUGUUUAUUAGAUACACAUAAUAUAUAUAAAAAAUUUUUAAAUGAAAAUAUAAUUUAUAAUUAUAAUAAUAAUAAUAAUAAUCAAUUUAUUGAUUUAUUGAUUAAAGUUAAUUAUCAACAACCUAAUGAAGAUUUUAAUAAUUUUGAAGGUUAUAUAACAAUAUUAAUAAAUAAUAAAAAAUUAUUAAUUAAUAAUAAUAAUAUAUUAUAUAAAGGUUGUAAAUUAAAAAAUACAAAAUAUAUUAUUGGUUUAGUUAUCUAUACAGGGAAUGAUACAAAAUUAUUAUUAAAUUCUAAUAAAGUUAAACGUAAAUAUACAACACGUGAAAGUAAAGCUAAUCAAAUUUUAUUUACUUUUAUGAUAAUUAUGAUUAUAUUCUGUAUAAUAUUUGCCAUGGUAACAAAAUAUUGGUCAUUUUAUCAUUUAAAUCAUAUAUAUAUAUCAUUUGAAAGUUUAAAUUCUAUAUGGUUACAAAUUAAAAAUGUUUUUCGUUUUUUAUUUAUAUUAAAUUAUUUAAUACCAAUAUCAUUAAUUAUAACAACUGAAAUACAACAAAUUAUGUUAUCCUAUUUUAUAAGAAAUGAUCUUAAUUUAUAUGAUUUUAAACAAGAUCUUAAUACAAAAUCAAAUACUCCACAAUUAGUUGAUGAAUUAGGACAAGUAAAUUAUUUAUUUAGUGAUAAAACUGGUACAUUAACAUUAAAUGAAAUGAAUUUAUAUAAAAUAGCUAUUUUAAAUAUAGAUAAAGUAUAUGUAUUAAGUAAUCAAAAGCUUCAAAAUACCAACGAUUAUAAUCAUGAUGAUGACGGUGAUGAUGAUGAUGAUGAGAAGAAGGACAACAACAAGAAGAUGAAGAAGAGGGAGAAGAAGGAUAUCAAUCAAUCAAAUCGAUUAAAACAAAUUUUACAAAGAACAAAUAAAUUUGGUCGUAUUGGUGUUGUUUAUGAAGAAUUAAAUGAAUAUCAAAAUCAAUAUAAUCAAGAUAAUUAUGGAUUUAUAUCAUCAUCUGAUUCUGAAUUUGAUGAAGAAGAUAAUAAUGAACAAGUAUCACAUUUAGUAUUAAAUAAAAUAUAUAAAUCUAAUAAAAAUAUUACAUCAUCAAAUGAAAAUCUUAAUAAUGUAUCUAAUAGUAAUAAUAAUAAUAAUAAUCAAUUACCUAAUGAAUUAAUAAUUAGUCUUACAACAUUAGCAUUAUGUCAUACAGUAGAAGUUAGUGAAGACAAUGAAGAAAAACAAAAUGGAACAGAUGAAACUAUGUGUUUGGAUAAUUUUUAUCAGGCAACAUCACCAGAUGAGAAAGCACUUGUUAUAGGUGCAGCAAAACUUGGUAUUCAAUUUAUGGGUAAAUUACUCAAUGACAAUAAUUCACAUUCCAGAAUAUAUCGUCUAGAGUAUGAUCAAUUUUUACAAAAUGGUUCAGAUCAGUCAGAAAUUAUGGAAUAUUCCAUUGAUGCAGUUCUAGAAUUUGACUCAGUUCGAAAACGUAUGAGUAUUAUGGCUAAACAUCCUGAUGGUACAUAUCAUAUUCAUAGUAAAGGUGCUGAAUCAAGUAUUUUUGAGAUAAGUAACUUAUCAAGUGGAGAUUUGAAACAGUUAGCCAGUAAAUACGUUACCCAAUUUGCUAUCAAUGGACUACGUACUUUAGUUUAUGCAAGUCGUCAAGUGGAUUCUAAAGAGUAUUACCAAUUACUCGAUGAAUUUUAUCAUGCCAAUUCAUUAUUUGGCUCUGAACGUAAUGAUGCAUUAAAAAAAAUUUAUUCAAAGAUUGAAUAUAAUUUAACAUUAGUUAGUAUUACUGGAGUUGAAGAUAAACUUCAACCUGGUGUUCAUGAAUGUCUAAAAAAUCUUCGUGAUGCUGGAAUUCAAGUUUGGGUAUUAACUGGAGAUAAAGAAGAGACAGCAAUUACUGUUAGUCGUUCUGCUGGACAUUUUACACCAAAUAUGAAUUUAAUUCAUUUAACAAAUUGUAAAGAUUUUUCUAAUUUUGCUUAUAAAUUAUUUCAUUAUUUGGAAAAUUUAAAAAUUUAUCGAGAAAAAAAACGAAAUUUAAAAAAGAAAAUGAAACAAUUUUUUGAAAAAUCAAUAAAUGUCAUAGAAAUGAAAACUAACAAUCGUAUAAAUAUUGAUUUUAAUUAUCAAAAUGAUUUUGUUGAUGAGAAAUAUUUAUAUAAUAAUAAUAAUAAUAAUAAUAAUAAUAAUAAUAAUAAACAAUUGUUUAUAAGUAGAUCAUUCAAAAAUGUAGAUGAUCGACCACGUUAUAGACAUUCAAAAAGACCUGGUUCUUCUGGUGAACCAAUGGCACUUGUAAUAGAUGGUAAAAGUUUACGAUAUGCAUUGGAUCCUACUCUACGAAAAACAUUUUUGAAUUUAUGCCUACAUUUAACUACUGUAUUAUGUUGUCGUUUAACACCACUACAAAAAGCAUCAGUUGUACAACUUGUACGUUCAGGUUUCUCAGAAUUUGGUGUUACUCCGAUUACCGCUGCAAUAGGUGAUGGUGGUAAUGAUGUUGCAAUGUUAUUACAAGCUAAUAUUGGAAUUGGUGUAUAUGGUAAAGAAGGGAAAGAAGCUGUACGUGCUUCUGAUUAUGCCAUUCCACAGUUUAAACAUUUACAACGUCUUCUAUUAGUUCAUGGACAUCAAGCUAAUUAUCGUAUAUGUAUAACAAUGAAUUUAUUCUAUUAUAAAUGUGUUACAUUUGUAACAACACAAGUACUUUAUACAUUUUAUAGUGGUUUCUCAGCUGUAUCAACAUUUGAAACUGUUUUAUUUUCAAUAUAUAAUUUAACUGUAACAUCAUUAAUGUGUAUACUAUUUGGUAUAUUUGAACGUCAUUUACCAGAUGAUAUAUUAAAUGCAAAUCCAUAUCUUUAUAGAAAGCUUAAACAUCAAGCAAAUUUGAGAUCAUGGUAUGUUUGCCUAUGGAUAUUAGAUGGAAUAUGGCAUGGUACUAUAAUAUUUUAUGGUGCUACUUAUUUUUUUACUGGUGGAUAUUACUUCUCUGAAGGUACAUUUUAUGAUCCACGUGGAAAUAUACAACAAUUAUUUGAUAUGAGUCUUUAUGGAUGUGCAACUUAUUUGUUUGUAUGGUUUUCAGUCAGUUUACGUAUUUUCAUUGCAUCACAUGAUUACACUAUUGUAGUAUUUGGAGGAAUUCUAACUACUCUAACUGUCAAUAUAGCUAUAUUAAUUGCAUUACAAAGUACAACAACACUUAAUAAUAUCAAUUUUCGCAGUUAUACGAAAUUAUGCCGAAGUCCAACAUUCUGGUUUGCUCUACCGCUUAUCUUAACUAUAGCUAAUUUACCAUCUUUAUUAUGGAGAAUCAUCUCGGACGCGUGGUGGAAUCUACAAAUUCAUUUAAGUAGUAUACCUAAUAAGCAGAUUCGUCGAAAAUAUCACAAGAUAGUUCGUAAUCUAGGCAAAGUGAAUAGUUUCACAAUACUAUCAGUUGAUACGUACAAUAAUCAGUCUUCAAAUUUAAAAUUUCUGUAA
Schistosoma rodhaini is the source of this 4291-nucleotide messenger RNA. The record is from the annotation of a GenBank genome assembly. NCBI's taxonomy places the organism in Eukaryota, Metazoa, Platyhelminthes, Trematoda, Strigeidida, Schistosomatidae.